This is a messenger RNA of Penicillium lagena, 1263 nucleotides long. RefSeq names its product Zn(II)2Cys6 transcription factor domain-containing protein. Lineage: Eukaryota; Fungi; Ascomycota; Eurotiomycetes; Eurotiales; Aspergillaceae. The record is from RefSeq and is a predicted model, not a curated record. Gene Ontology annotation, molecular function: DNA-binding transcription factor activity, RNA polymerase II-specific; zinc ion binding. The coding region runs from base 1 to 1263 and encodes 420 amino acids. The transcript has 2 exons. Gene Ontology annotation, biological process: regulation of DNA-templated transcription.
AUGCUGGCUGAGCCAUAUGGCAAUCCAUACCCGGCGGGUGAUGCACCGAAAUUGCGAACUGCGUGCGAGAACUGCCGACAAUCCAAGGUGAAGUGUAAUCUGUCCGGCAAGAACGCCUGCACUCGGUGUCUACGCCACAGCCUGCAGUGUCAGUACGGCUUCGCCAACCGGUCCGGCAAGCCAAAGGGCAGCAAAAAUCGAUCCACGCUCCGGAAAUUGGGUCAGCUGAAGGAAGAAAAGCCGCGGUGUAGAUUGGGUCCGAUACGAGGGCAUGGGUCGGUGGCUGAUAUGGAGCCGUUUAUUCCAACCGUUUAUAUGGGGCGACUUUCUGAGCCGCUCGAUGAUGACGUUAGCCAGCUAGGGUUGUGGGAAAGUCCACGAAGCUUCGGCAGUGUCGCCACGCUCGAGGCAUCUGUCUACCCUGGGCAACUGACGUCCGAGUCGCUACAGAGGCUGGAUAGCUCACCGUUAGCCGAUGUCGCGGAUCCUAGCUGCGCAUCUCUCCCCGCUGGACUUGAAUAUCCUCAGACACCUGUCACGCCUGCAUUCAUACCCCGAGAUUCCAUGACUACCGAAACUUCUGGUUUAUCACUGGCAGGCUCCGUUUCCUCUCUCUAUCUCCAACCACCAUGCGAGUGUGUGGAGAGGCACCUCUUCCACAUGGACCGUCUCAGCCAUCUGGUAGCUCAGUCGGUGCCGCCGCGAUUCGACCAUAGUCUACAGGCUAUCAGGACCUCUUUCCAUGCAUGCCAAAUAUUCAUUCAGUGCAGCAAGUGCGCCAAAGAUAGCUCGAAUCUACUCCUGACGAUCUCGGCCCUCAACCUCACCUUACAGCUUUUCGAAUAUUGGGUGUCGCAAGAGACAUCUCGGACCUCGCGGCCGGACCGCGGACCCGAUCUUCGCUAUGGAUACUACGAGACCGGCCAUGAAGAGAACCGGCAGAUCCGCAACUUUCUCGUCCGGGCCCUAUUACUACAAUGUCGGAGUGUACUGUCGGUGUUAAAGACCGCCAUCAACUCAGCUGCUCUUCCAUCACCAAAGCUGGUCGAUGUUGAGAGAUCUGCCGAGCCGACACCAACCGAGGACUGCAUCGGCUGCGUGUCAUUUUGUGCAACAGUCCCGAAUCUGGACCCCGAUUUUUUGAACGGCACCCCUGGCAGCAGACAGCUGCUGCCAAUCGUCGUGGGUUAUGAAGCAACGGUGGAGGCAUUUUUGUAUUCGAUGUCGUCGGCAGGUUGCAUCUGCGGUGGCAUGAGAAGUUGA